Molecule: messenger RNA, 922 nt
Organism: Coturnix japonica (Japanese quail)
Lineage: Eukaryota; Metazoa; Chordata; Aves; Galliformes; Phasianidae
Gene: GKN2
Product: gastrokine 2
Source: RefSeq, a predicted model, not a curated record
AUGGACUUGUUGUGGUCAAUGAACAGUUCUGUCAAGUGUUUCCCACACCUACUGGAUGAUAUAAAAGUUGAAGGUCUCUGGAGUUUUCUUGAGUUCCUACCCUCCACAGCCUCUUGUUGCAAGAAAAAUGAAGGCAAUUUUUAUGAGCUGAAUUUUUUGUCUCACCUUGUCCAUUGGUAUGGCACUACCUGGUGUUUCUAUUGGGUGAAAUGCUCAUUCCUCUUAUUACAGGCUGCAAUUCUUCUUUUGCUGGGAGUCACCUGGACUCAAACUUCUGCCUUGGAGAGUUAUCUCCUGCCGGCACCUAACAAUGAGUAUGUCACCGGCUCUAUGACCAUUGACAACAAGAAGAACUAUGCUGAUGUCCAUGUCCGAUCUGGCAUGUACUCCUCUGACACCAUUUUUGACUACCAGCACGGAUAUAUUGCAACAAGGCUGUUUGCACGACAUGCUUGCUUCAUCAUGAAGAUCGAUGAAGCUUCCAUCCCUGAGCUGCAAGAGAUUGGACGUCAGGCUUUUGAGAGACAGACUAUGAAGAAAAUCUAUUCUCCAAGAGUUAUGUGGGUGCAGUUUCAGUCUGGAGAUGCCAUGUUUGGGAGCCUCAGAGAGUGGAUUCGCUAUGGUAGACCCAUUGAGCAGCUCUGCAAGGGUCUGCCUCUCUACAAGCUUACAAAGAGUGCACCACUCACUAAUAACAACAGCUGUGCCAGAGCAGGAAUUCCAUCCAUUUUGGGCAUUAAUAUCUGUGAAAGACUCAGAGAGAACAACUGAUCUGGACAGCCCUUCUACAUGGAAAUGGCUCAUUUCUCUAUGUGCUUCUCCAAUGGUACACAUGUUCUUAAACUGGAAGAAAACAAAAUCAAUUUACCUGUCCUAAGCUUUGAAAGCAACAAACAUAUGCUCUACAAAUAAAGAUACUUUA